Messenger RNA from Eimeria tenella, 825 nucleotides. RefSeq lists its product as uncharacterized. NCBI's taxonomy places the organism in Eukaryota, Apicomplexa, Conoidasida, Eucoccidiorida, Eimeriidae. Bases 1 to 825 code for a protein of 274 amino acids. Gene Ontology annotation, molecular function: calcium ion binding. The transcript is spliced from 6 exons. The record is from RefSeq and is a predicted model, not a curated record.
AUGCUGCUUAAGGUGCCCCACAGAGCCUUAGGCGGCAGCAGCUGCCGCCUUUUGCUUCCGCUGUCACUUCAUCUGCCAGCUGCUGCUGCUGCUGCUGCUGCCGCAGCAGCAGCAGCAGCGCCUGCUCCUGCAAGCAAAGUGACAGCUAGCUGCCCUGCUGCAGCAGCAGCAGCAGCAGUGCGUGCUGCUCCUGCGGCCGUCUCCGCGCGUCGCUGCAGCAGCAGCUCCGCCUAUCUUUCCUUCACAGCAGCAACAGCAGCAGCAGCAGCACAGCAGCAGCAGCAGCAGCAGCGGCUUUACUGGGCCAAGAGCGAGCGGCAGCUAACUUACGACCCGCAGCAAAUCGCCAGCUGGAGAGAAGCAUUUCCUUCCCUUGAGGAAUUCAGCGAUGAAGAUUUGCUCGAGUGGCGACGAGUUUUCGACCUUUUCGAUAAAGAUGCAGACGGAAGGAUCUCAAGAGCAGACUUACAGAAAAGAGCAGAAUUUUCUCUCGACAAAAUCCAAAAAAUCGAAAAGUAUGACAAGGACAAGAACAACUUGAUAGACUUUGGAGAAUUUCUUGACAAGGAGAUUUUGAAGGAAGGCUUUGAGGGUUUCAGCGGCGUCGACGUGCAGCUGGAAUUUGAGAAAUUCGCGACGACGGACGCGCAGGGCAACAAAAGCAUAAAGUUGAAUGAAAUUGAAAAACUUUUGAAAAGCAACAAAUUCACUUGUGUGACUUCUAGAGAUUGCAAAAAGCUGUUGCGGGAAAUAGACCGGAACCGAGACGGGCAAAUAGACCUCAAGGACUUCCAGGAGAUUGCAAAAAGCUGUUGCGGGAAAUAG